AUGACCUCUACGGUGCCGUUUUCGGUAGUGCUGCAGAACAAGUUCAUGGGCUUUGCCGAUGGGAACAUCAUCAAGUGGUUCCCCACAUUAAACUUACUCGCGGUGUCUAUGAACAAGAUGUCUAUAUGGGUAUAUCGCUUGAAUGGAGAACGGAUCUACUCCGUUAACAACAAAUCGCCUAUCAAUUCAAUUGGUUUCAUCCGCAACGGAGCGUACUUCUGUUUAGGUGGACUCGAUGGUCUCAUCAAAAUCCACGACUCCAACAAUGGGCAAUUGAUUAAAGUUCUUGCGAAGACUUUUGUUGACAUAAAGUUGGUGGAUUGGAGUCGUCACGAAAUCACGUUUGAUGGCAAAUUCGACAACUUAUUUCAAAUUGAUAUCCUCAACAGCAUGCCAAAACUUAAUAGCACAGACGAGGUAUUGUCCACAGUAAUGGAGGACACGUCGCCGACUUUGAAUUACUUGGUUGUUGUAGACUCUACCUGUGUGUCCAUAAUCUUCAACAACUUCUUGACCAUAGACGAAAUCUCAUUCCCCCAAACAAAACCAGUUUUCUUGCGACAUCUCGACAGCGACGACCUCUUCAACCAAUACUUUUUGACGAAAUCUGGUGACUCUUUACAACUACUAAGACUAAGAAAUACCCUAGGUGAAGAUCAUGUGUAUCGAAAGUAUUUCGUAAACAUCAUUCUGAAGUUGUGCAAACUUAUGGGAAUCAUAGACUACAUUCACGAUCAAUUGGCUCUUAUUCAAGCAGAAAUCAAACCACUCUUCGUGACAUUGGACAGAUACUUGUCGAAUUUAAAGGACUCCUUGGGUGAUGAUACCACCAAGGAAGAUCUUAUAGACUAUUUCGUCCAGGUUCUCUUGACUAAUUUGAUUCCCGAGCUGACCAAGGACUUCUGGUUGAAUCAAUUUGGUGAAAGAGGGUUCAAACGAAUCUUGAAGUUGGGUAACUCAACCUAUGACUCUGCCAAAGAGAUUCUCUUCAGCCAAUUGAUAGCUUCAGUAGAACGUAUGAUCGUUAUACUUAACGAAAUCAGCGGUCUCAGCCAGUGGUUAAAGGAUUCAGAAUGUAAAUACCAUUUUGGAUUGGAUCCUGAAUCAAUUGCACUCGUUCUUGAUAAAGCAAAGGAGUUGCUCCGGAUUCUGUACCGAUUUAUUUGGGACAUCAAUGAAGAAAAAACUUCAUUCAACACGUUCAUGGAAUGGGUGAAAAUAGAACUCAUAGAUAAGCUUGCCAAGGAGGAUGAUAUGGAAGGGUUUCUAGACUUGCAUGAAUGUUUCGUUAUCAAAGAGUCUAAGAUCAUGAACUAUAUUGAGUAUGGAUUGUUCGAAAGUAGAACAUGGAAGUACCUUAACCUAGACCUUUCUACCAACGAAAUCUUGAACUGUUCAAAGAAUUACCCCAAUGAUAUUUUCAACUCUUUUGACGAGUUGAAGAAAUCCUUCAGAGACGGAGUAGAGAUAAAGUUAAGCGAGUUCAUUAGACAAAGCUUCUAUUUUGAUACCAACAUAUGCCCCUUGGAUGUGCCCCUUGGCGUCGACGUGUAUGAUUCUAAUACAAAACUAACUCAUCUCAACAAUGAUGCGGGCCUAUUUUCCACAUUUGAUGAAAUUAAGUCUCGCCUUUUUCUCGUUGGCUUUUCGUUCAAAGACCCUCUAGAAAAGGUUACGAAAUCUAUUUAUAUGGAUACAAAGAUUAUUGGCUACGAUUUCAGAAGUAAUCAGGAUCUUGUUCUACUUUUGGGCACGAAGAGUGACUAUGAGGUGUGUUCUAUUAACUUACGUGAAGUUUUAGAUCGGAUAGAAGAGAAUAUCGAAUUUAAUAGCAUAAAGAAGGUGUCAGUCCUCCAUCAAAAUUUACUCAGCUUGAAGGAUCCCAAGCUUUUACGUGUUAAUCAGGACGAAAAUUCGUCGUAUGCAUGUGUAUUGGAUUCUAAUAGGCAAAAUUACGUGGUGCUUGGUUUGGGGAGCUGA
This is a messenger RNA of Scheffersomyces stipitis CBS 6054, 1980 nucleotides long. RefSeq names its product anaphase promoting complex subunit 4. Gene Ontology annotation, molecular function: protein binding. The transcript has a single exon. The record is from RefSeq and is a predicted model, not a curated record. Gene Ontology annotation, biological process: protein K11-linked ubiquitination; anaphase-promoting complex-dependent catabolic process; positive regulation of mitotic metaphase/anaphase transition. NCBI's taxonomy places the organism in Eukaryota, Fungi, Ascomycota, Pichiomycetes, Serinales, Debaryomycetaceae. Gene Ontology annotation, cellular component: anaphase-promoting complex; nuclear periphery. Bases 1 to 1980 code for a protein of 659 amino acids.